Molecule: messenger RNA, 1200 nt
Organism: Prosopis cineraria
Lineage: Eukaryota; Viridiplantae; Streptophyta; Magnoliopsida; Fabales; Fabaceae
Product: probable transcription factor At1g61730
Exons: 1
Coding region: 1-1200 (399 amino acids)
Biological process (GO): regulation of DNA-templated transcription
Cellular component (GO): nucleus
Source: RefSeq, a predicted model, not a curated record
AUGGCGCCGAAACGUGCUUCUCCUUUGGACGAACCGCCCUCAGCUUCUUCCUCAUCCGAAGAAGAGGAAGCUUCAUCCGAAGUUGGAUCUUCAUCUGAAGAUGACGAUCAACCUUCAAAACUUACACAACCUCUUUCCGCUGAAAAGAAGCCCACUUCCAAAAAGCCUCCACCUGCUGCCCCAAUCGCAAAAUCUCAGCCAAAAGCUUCGGUUUCGGAUUCUGAGACUGAAUCUGAUGCCGAAUCUGACUCCGAUGAUGAGCGCCCCAGUGAGAAUGCGGAUCUGAUUGUCAAACCCAUUGCCUCCAAGCCCAAAGGAGAGACGCCUAAAGGAAAGAAGUCAAAAUCUCAGCCAUCCGUUACGCCGGCCAAAGCAGCUAACAAGCGACCAAGUGAUAACAAUCGACCGGCCACUGACUCAAAAAAGGCAAAGAAGGGAAAGGAUGCUGGUGGAAACGAUGAGAUCUUGGCGGCGGAGGAGGAUGGGAGAAAGGCCGGAGAUGAGUCCAAGAAGCUGUUUCAGAGGCUUUGGAGCGAGGACGACGAGAUUGCGAUCCUCAUGGGUUUAGCGGAAUAUGCAGCCAAGACAGGAGAAGCCCCGCUUAAGGAUAUUAAUGGAUUUCACGAUUUCAUAAAGAAGUCGGUACAUGUUGAUGUAUCAAAUGAACAAUUGGCUAAUAAGAUUAGGACAUUGAAGAGAAAGUACGUGAAAAAUUCCCAAAAAGGUAAGAAUGGUGAAGGCCCCAGUUUCUCCAAACCAUACGACAAGAAAGUCUUUGAAUUGUCUAAGAAGAUCUGGCCUGAUGAAGGAGCCAAUGGAGGGAUAGACCUUACAAAGUCAAAUGGGAAAGAGAAGAAAAAUAAGAAGGAAGGUAACAGUGUCGUGGCUUCUCGGAAACGAGAGCCUGAUCUGGUUUCAGAUUCGAAGGAAGUUCGAAAGAUAGACAUUGAUCCGCAUGCAGGUUCGCCGCUGAGUUUAAGUGAAAUGAUUAGGUUUAACAAAAGUCUGGGCCUGUCAGGGUUGGAUGAUGAUGUUAUUAAGAGGGGAUAUGAAUUGAUUGGAGCAUCCAAGAAGGCAGAGUUGGAUGACAGGUGGAAGAAACUGCAAAUUGCAGAGUUGGAGCUGUUUGUGAAACGAGUUGAGCUUGUCAAGGAUGAGGCUAGUUUGAUAUGGGAGGCAACCAAAUCUUCAGGCAAUUAG